AUGCCCAAUAUCAACUUCAGUGCCCCUGUCAUCCGCCUAGGUACAGGGUCUGGAAAGCCUAGCAUGCCGGCCUCCCAGGAACCAGACAGGCCUCAUGGGCCGAGCCACGGUAGGCCUGGCCUUGGUGCGGACAGGGGCGGCGAUCAGGGUGGCAGGCACCAGAGAGAACAGGUUCAGACGCUGAUUCCGCCUUCCAGCGAGGAGAAACUCCGGUCUCUGUUCGUCCACGACAUCCCCGAGAGCCUUCGUAUCGGCAACAGCCUGGAGAGGCUCCUCGGCGCCGCCGGGAAGCUCAAGCGCUGGGACGCAGCGUCUAGCACACCUGACGCCCCCCAGAAGGCUGGCGCCAAGUUUGGCUUCGCUAUGUAUGAUGAUACUGAAUCGCUAGCAACAGCCGUGAAGCUUCUGGUGGACCAGACGGUCGAGGUCCCGCUCGUCCGACAACAGUCCGUUGCUGAGCCCCCCACGGACGACAGUUUCCAAGGAAUUGACAAGAUGGUUCUGCAAGUCAAGGUUGAUCCUGCGUCGCUCAAGUACCUCGCUGCAUAUCAGGAAGACAAGGGUGAGGAUUCCGUCGCUGGGCAGCGACUGCAGACAGCGAGGGAUGCCUUGCAAAAGGUUGUUCAUGAACUCUUUUACCCGCCCGCUGGGUCUGAUGCCGAUGCCGACGUGGUCAUGAAAGACGUCGACAAAGACGACAAGGUCGAGGUGGUCAACAUUGCGCUGGCCCAGGACGACGAACUGGCCGAUAUACCGGCGGAAAUGCGAGAGAUUGUGGCUGGGGAGAUCGCGGCGUUUCGCGAGCGCAGCAACCAGCGGGACUUGGAGCGACUUCGCAAAGAGGAAGAGAUGGAGGAGAUGGAGCGACAACGGAGCGGAGCGCCGCGACACUCCCGUCACGAAACUCACCCUCAGGGUGGCGUCGGUGCCAACAGCGUUCCCGUCGGCCCUCGCGGCGCACCGUCCGGUCCCAAGGGGCAGAACGGCCUGGACCGUGUCACCUUUGUCAAUGGCGGUGUAUCCAACUCUGAGUACUCGAUCAACCAGCAGGACCAGGACGCGGACAUGGAUGAUGAGGAGCUCUAUGCAAGGCAGAAGGCCAAGAAGGAUGCCGAGGCGAACAAGGCAUACGCUGAGGCGGAGCGUAAAUGGUCCAACCGCGAACGAUCUCGGCAGGCGGCUCUGGAGCGUGAGCGAGAGCGCGAGGCUCGGGAGGCCGAGUCAUUCGAGCGUAGGAAGAAGGAGCAGCUCGAGCGCGAGCGUGAGUGGAACGAUGAGCGCGAAGCCAGCCUCAAGUCACACCCGUACUACCGCGAUCACGCGGGCUGGGCUCGAAAGCGCGAGCUAGACCGCGUAGACGAAGAGACGAGGGACGAGGCGGACCGACGCGCUGAGAAGGAAGAGAUGCGUCGCGAGCAGGCCAACGCCGAGCGGGCACGGGGCAUGGCAGACUCGUUCCUGGACCGACAGGCGCAGGAGAUGGGCUCGCCGCGGCGCGAGUCACAGCAGCAGCAGCAGCAGCAGCAGCCCGACUCGGCGGCGGCGGCGGCUCCCCAGCCGUUCAAGCUGUCGCUCGGCGCAGCGGCGCAGAAGGCCCAGGCAUCGCGAGUCGGCGUGCAGAGGCGCACCAUCGCCGAGGUGGAGGGUCUCCUGGAUGACGAAGAGACCGACGCCUCAACGAAGAGGCAGCUGAUUCCCAUCCAGUUCGAGCCGACGUCGGCCACGGCCAGCAUGACGGAUGAGGAAAUCUCGCAGGCCAUCAGGGCCCUAGCACAGGAGAUACCGUCGGACAAGGAAGGCCUGUGGGGGUGGCAGGUCCAGUGGGACUAUAUGGACGACACGGUGAUACGCGACAAGCUGCGUCCCUUUGUGGAGAAGAAGAUUGUCGAGUACCUCGGUGUGCAGGAGGAGAUGCUCGUCGAGACGGUCGAGGAGCACCUGCGGAAUCAUGGGUCUGCGGCUGCUCUGGCAGAAGAGCUCGAAGGGGCAUUGGACGACGAGGCCGAAGACUUGGUCAAGAAGCUCUGGCGCAUGGUCAUCUUCUUUACGGAGUCGGAGAAGAGAUGUCUGCCUGCGUAG
Molecule: messenger RNA, 2079 nt
Organism: Geosmithia morbida
Lineage: Eukaryota; Fungi; Ascomycota; Sordariomycetes; Hypocreales; Bionectriaceae
Product: PWI domain
Exons: 2
Coding region: 1-2079 (692 amino acids)
Biological process (GO): mRNA processing
Cellular component (GO): spliceosomal complex
Molecular function (GO): mRNA binding
Source: RefSeq, a predicted model, not a curated record